This is a messenger RNA of Peniophora sp. CBMAI 1063, 906 nucleotides long. Lineage: Eukaryota; Fungi; Basidiomycota; Agaricomycetes; Russulales; Peniophoraceae. The record is from the annotation of a GenBank genome assembly.
AUGUCCGCUCACCCUCCAACAUCGGCAAACACUCCGCUCAGCCGUACAGAUGCAGCCAAAGUCGCGGACUCUCUUGCGUCAAAGGCCCGCCUGUACGAGCCUCUCUCUGCUGAUACGGACUUCUCCACCACGGAAGACGAGGUCUUUCGAAGCCAGGUCAACGACAUCUAUGCGCUACCCGUAGAUUCGCGUGAUGCUAUCUACCUCGCCUUCUCCGCCAAACACCUUCCGGCUCUCGCCACGGCCCUACGUAGCCUGCACCACACCACGCAACCGCUUGCGCUCUCCUCUUGCGUUCUCUUGCUCUGUCAUCUUCCGGCUGUGGAUCGCGGCAACGUAUAUUUGCGAACCUUCCUCACCAGCGAUUCAGCACGGGGCAUCGGGACGAUCGUCGCGCGCGCUUGGUGUGACGGGCUCGCCCCGAACAAAGAGCAUCCACUCGGUCCCGGAACCCUCAGCGCCUUUCUGAUCGCCGCGCUCUUCUGGUCUCCACCCGCAUGGGGAGACGAUGACACCGCCAGUAUCGACAAAGCCGAGCGUGCGCGCAUGACUGAGAAGCUGUCGGCCAUCAUCGCGGAGCUGCCCGCGGAGAUCCCAGGUGGGAUGAAGCCUGGCGUUGGGCCUCCGCCCCCGGAACGCUUCGUAUGGCUGGACACCAAACGACUAGAACGGAUUCUUCAGGGUAUAGACCACGUACCGGAGUUUAUCGCGUCGUCGCAGGAGCAGCUCAAGAUGAAGGCGAUGGACGAGACACUGUUAUGCGCCGUGUGCUUGGAGGGAGAUGACGAUGGCAAAGAAGUGACGCGGUGCUCACGUUGUAAGCAUACGGUGUACUGCAGCGCGCAGUGCCAGAAGAAGGACUGGAAGACGCAUAAGUUGCGAUGCUUCACCCCGCCUCCACAGUAA